AUGGAGGAAACUACACGUCUCUUUUUCAAGAAUGUGGUUAAGUAUUGGGGGCUUCCAAAGACCAUUUGUUCAGAGUCUACGGGUCAAAGUCCUUUCGAGUUAGCAACUGGGCAACAACCUUUGACUUCUAACACCUUGACGGCUUUUAUGGGGAGUUGCCCAUCAGCCUUUAAAUUCGCUAAGGAUUGGCAAAACCAAUGGGAGCUAGCACGCAUAUACUUAAACAAGGCAGCCAAGAAGAUGAAGAAAUGGGCAAAGUCAAAGAUGCGACACGUGGAGUUCCAAACGAGAGAUCUUGUCAUGGUCAAUCUGCUUCUCAUACAACAUAAGUCUUUAUGCUCGUUGCACAAGGGUCUCCUAAGGAAGUAUGAAGGGCCAUUUCUUGGCCUUAAGAGAAUAGGCAAGAUGUCUUAUCGCUUAGAGCUUCCACCAAAGAUGAAGAUUCAUCUGGUCUUCCAUGUGAACCACUUAAAGUCAUACCAUUCGGAUGCAGAAGACCCUACUCGAGGGGAGUCGAGUAGAGCACCAUCAAUCACUUCUACUUCAUUUCAUAAAGAGGUAGAAUCCAUACUGGUAGACCGAGAAGUAAAGAAUCAUGAGCCAAAAUACCAGGAGUACUUCAUCAAAUGGAAAGUCUUGCCCGAAAAUGAAUCUAGCUGGGAAUCCGAGGACUCGUUGUGGCAAUUUAGAGACCACAUCAACCGCUAUGUGGAGAAAGCAACAAGAAUGUCACCAAAUUAA
Molecule: messenger RNA, 741 nt
Organism: Pistacia vera
Lineage: Eukaryota; Viridiplantae; Streptophyta; Magnoliopsida; Sapindales; Anacardiaceae
Exons: 2
Coding region: 1-741 (246 amino acids)
Source: RefSeq, a predicted model, not a curated record